AUGUUGAUAAAAGUGCAAUUUGAAGGCAAGAAGAAGUAUAUUAAACUGAAAGAAGUCUCUUUCUUGGAUUUUCACAGUGCAGUCCAGCAGAAGUUUCUUAUACCAGAGGAUACAACAUUGAAAGUCACAGAUGACCAUGGCAUAGAAGUGGAUGAGGAUGUAUUUCCAGAACUUGUGACAAACAAAGAAAUGUGUUUUAUCAUCCACACUGAUGAUGAACUUCCAUUUGCUGAAACAUCAAAGGGCUCUACAGACUUCUCAGACCUGACAGAGUUUGGUGCCUCUUCCAAUCAGACAGAAUAUGUUACUGUCACUACUUGUGAUCUGACUGUUCUGCAGCAAGGGGUCGUUGAAGUACCCUCCUCCCCAAGUUUGACCGAUACGUUGUCUGUGUCAAGCAGUUUAAGCAGCAGUGAUUCUGGAUCUCAAAUAAUUCAACCUUUAUUGGACAGUGUCCAUGCAAGAAAUAAUAUCAUGCAAAUUCUAUCUUCAAAGCCUGCAGGGCUGACUGUGAUUAAAGAGUAUGAAGAGACUGGGAGCUUAAAAGAUUCUACAAGACGGUUAAUGGUGAACAUAAUUGUAGCUCACAUGCGUGAAAAGGAAGGAAGAGCUGUUAGUAAAGGAGCAAAAGAGUUUCAUGCCUUUGGUAUUGUGUCACUGUUCCCAACCUUAAAAGACCCAUACUCUAAGAAAGGAUAUGAACAUUUCUAUGACAUUCAGAGUAACACUGGCUUUCUUGAGUGGCGCAUGAAGACUGUGCAGCGUAAAUCCAGAACCUCCUCUACCUCACAGAGCAGAGUGGAGCUAAAAGGAGGUCCCACAUUAUUAAGAACAGUUGGAGCUCUAGAUGACCAGCGAAUGGGAGAUGAAUGCAUGGAAGCUAUGUCACUCCUCCAUCACACAACUGAUCAUGACACUGUGUUCAAGAAGAUGAAAGAAACUUUCCACUACCGUCAACAGAUUCUCCAUGACCCUCAGCGCUCAGCUGAUGUACUACAAAUGUUCCCGCGUUUCUUGGAUGUCAAAGGACUGAUUUCGCAAGACUUCUCAUUGAUGUUUGGAGUAGAGGUUGCUUCAAGAUUCUUGGAAAAAUGGAGCACCAGUUUUAAAGAAAAAGUCAUCCAGGAGGCCAGGAAACUUAAAGAGACUGCUCUACUAAAACGGCAUUUGAAAGCUGCUCUGAAGGAGGAUUCUGACACAACUGAUGAUCCAGAAUAGGACAGCGACAUGGCUUCUCUAUUCAUCCUGCUGCAUCUACUUACUCCACAACCAGCUGGAAGAAAGCGGCCCAAGAAGAUCAGUGUUGAAGAGGCAACAACUCAUCUGGUCAAAUUUUAUAAGUCAUGCCAAAGCCUAGAUGAUCAUCUCCUGACCACUGAAGGAAACCCUCAGCCGUAUCUUCUUGCCUCAGGGACAUCAAAAGCACAGGUUUCCACCUUCUACAUUGUCAUGGACAGAAAAAUUCUGCCUUGUCAAUCAUGCACAUCCUUGGGUGCAUUUGACGAGUUGUUCAAAUCUCAUUUUGUUUUCGGUGUGAAAUAUGAUGAUGCUCUGUCCAGCCUGUACACAUUUGUGCAGACAACUGUGUACAAUAUCGAUAUAGGCACAACUGAGAAAACUCCAAAAGUCAAAGAGCUUAGAGCAAGGCUUCUGAACAAGCACUAAUUUUAUUUUUUUGACCAAAAUGUCAAAAUGUAUGAACAUCAUAAACUCUUUAAGGAACUGUACCCAUCAAACAACUUGCUUCCAAAACACCAUUUUAUGGUGCAUUACCCAAGGUGUAUUAGAAAGGUCGGGCCACUCAUUCAUAUCUGGACCAUAAGAUUUGAGGCAAAACACAAAUUUUUUAAAGAUUCUGUGAAGAACUUCAAAAAUUUGACUGUUUCGCUUGCAAAUAAACACCAGUUUUCAGUAAAAUAACCUCAAUCAUUUUACAUAAUGGUGAAGUGUUUUUUGUUUUGAUUGAGCAUGAAACAUGUUUCCAUAAUCACUUCCAUGCUUUUCAAGUGAGUGAAAACCUUCCAAGAAAGGUACUUGUUGUAGAAAGGGAAAGAUUAAGACAUUUCAAAUCUUUUGAUUCCCAAAUGUCAUAUGGUUGUGAUUCACAAUUUUAUGUUUUGUCAGAGAGUUGUAUUAUAUGAUUUGUUAUUGAAAUGUGUUCACUGCGAAGUUCUUGUUACUUCAUCUGAUGUAUAUGUGUCUACCUCAGGUUACACAAUCCUGUAGUAUUUUGUUUUUAUAUAAUUCUGCAAACUUGAUUUUAUAAAAUGCAGUGAUGUGCUGACAGGGUUUUAUACAGGUUUACUUUCUAGUUUUUACUCUGUUAACAUUAAAUAUAUUGCUGUUAGAUUGUAUUUUCUAAUGGUAAUUAAUUUCAAAGUUUGUCCAUGCAUGUAACUUUUAAAAGUAAUGUAUGGAUUUGUUUAAAUAAAAGCUUUACGUGAAGA
Danio rerio (zebrafish) is the source of this 2447-nucleotide messenger RNA. The record is from RefSeq and is a predicted model, not a curated record. NCBI's taxonomy places the organism in Eukaryota, Metazoa, Chordata, Actinopteri, Cypriniformes, Danionidae.